GGGGAAGGAAGGGGAAAGAAGAGAAUAAGGAGAAGGUCUUGCCACUCAACAUUUCUCAGAUGGAGGAUGGGACGUCCCCCGCACCUGAGUCCCAAACUCACUCCAAGAACUCAGCUUCAGAUGACACACAAGUUAUCCCAUUCAGACAAAACCGCUCUGAAUCACUUUCUGAGGACUGAUUAUGUGGAUCCUUAAUCACCAUCAGGUUCUAGAGAUAACUCCCCUAUAGCAUCUCCUGUUCCACAGCCAUGCAGGAACAGGAACUGCAGAGUAAAUUCCAGGUCUUUUAAGGAUUGCAGACCUUCAAGAGCAGAGCCAUUGGAACUGAAGGCUCUGCCAGCCGCCUUUGCUGUGACAACAUCUUCUCAUAGCUCAUGAGGUCUUUGCUAGACCUUUGCCAAGACAACAUCUUCCAUAGCUCAGCCAGCAGGGCCCACUGGUGGCUGUCCAGGGUCCUGAUUUGACUUGCCUUGGCAAUUGCUACGACUUUCUGAGUGAACUACAGCAGAAGAGGAGAGAAAUGGGGAUGUACAUGCAACAUUGCCAUUCUCAUGCCUGAACGUAACACCCUUUCCACAUUCUUAAUCCUUCUGAUGACUUUUCCCACACCACGCCCCCAAAAAACUUGAGUAAUUGAUACUCAAACCAGGGUUACAAGAUGACACUCAAAAAUCCAACUUUGUCUGGUCCCCUGAGAAGACAAAUUGACGGUACACAUUUGGCCUUGAUGAGAGUUAUCUGUUGCCAUUCUGCUUGUGCUCUUAGGUAACUUUCUGUUUCUUUCCUUUCUGUUUCUUUCAACCACAAACACCCCACCCACCCCCCGUUCUCAUUGACCUUCAUCUCUACCACGUAGUGCACCAGAGGGUCUUCCGCAAGGAUGUUCUGUGCACUUGUUCUGUCAUACACAAACUGCAUGACUUUCUCACUUCUGGCACAGUGUUGAUACCCUGGCAUCUAUUGAUACCCUUGUCGCCAUUCUCUGAAAAUGGAGCUUGUGAAUUGCCUGCAUUACUUAGCUGGGUAUUGGUUCCUAAUUUCCUCGUCCCUUUAGCAUUGUCUUGAAACCGAUGUGAUCCUUUGAAUCUGUUGAAAUCCUAGGUUAACAACAGGAAGAAUUAGAGGAACUAUUGGAAAUGACUACGAAAAGCAGUAGAGAUAUGAGAUGAUCAGAACCCUCCGAACUUGAAGCGUGGGAAGUCCCAUUAAAAAAAUUAUAAUUUGGCGGAAUAUUUGAUUAUUUGAUAUGUAUAUGUAUAAUCUGGAAUAUUUAAUGUGAUUGGAUUGGAUUGUUAAAAUGGAAAAUUUAAUAAAAAUGAAUUAAAAAAAAAAAAGAAUCUGUGGAAAUCCUGCACUUCCUCCUUUGCUUUUGCAGUCUUUUCCUGAGGCAUUUGCUUCCUAUCACCCUCAUCAAUCACACCUGUAGUACGAGUUGCAGCAGCAAGCUUCCUGGUGCCCUCCGUGGUCAGAAUGCGCUUGAAAAUGAAGCCAUCCAGAGGCAUGGUUAGAGUUAUAUGCUUGAACGCUGUACUCUUCAGGUCCUUGAAAUAAGCCUUCCUGGAAGCAUUUGCUGGUUAACUCUAGUUCCAGGAACAAUGUUUGGUUUAUUUCUUCUACCAUGAGAGUAAAAGCAUUACCCCUGUACCAGCAGGAAAACAUACUUCAUUGCUUUCUUCUUCUGUCUUCACAUCUUCUUUAGGAUGAAGCCCUCCAAUUCUGUCCAGAAUUAUUGCUUACUUAUCUCCAGUCAGGAUCGGAUUUAGGUUUGAUGAGGACCUAAGCUACUGAAGGUAAUGGGGUCCUUUAUAUGCCCUGCUGUCCUUUGUCAACAACAAAUUGUUACUGUUUUUUUUGUGUUGAAUAUAUGCUAUGUGGUAAUUUAUGGACCUAGUAGGUAUCUAACCAGUGAUAUUUUAGGGAACAGGCUAGCAGGCGGGGUCCAUUACAUACAUCAUAGGAGCCUACACAACACAAAACACUGUUGCUGUAUGUAGGUUUUAUCUUAUUUGUUUUUUAUCUUCUGUUUUGGAAAUGUACAUCCAGGUUUUUUUCCCUUUAAUUUUUUGGGGGGCUCCCAAGAGAGUGAGGCCCUAAGCUAUAGCUUGUUUAGCUUAUACAUAAAUCCGGCAUUGUCUCCAGUGCUCCAGUGUUUACCAAGAAUGCUUCCCUUGUUCUUUUAUCAUAGCAAUGACGUGCACCUGAGAGGUGCCGGAACUGAGUUCUGGUGAAUUCCAGCUGAAAAAAAGCCCUGCUUAUCUCACAAUUUGUUGGCAUGCCUAUCUCCUUGCCCUCUCCCUCAGUUUACUCACGCCAACAGUGAUGAUUUUUCAGCAGUGACGUCACAUUUCUUAUACCAUGUGCUUUCACAACCAGCGCCUUGCUUCUUCAGUAGAAGUGUCAAGUUAGGUGACGCUGCCCUCAAAGACGAGGUCAUUUUGCCUUCAGGUUCACCAGGUGUGCAAUGUCAUUCCUGAUGUUGCAAUCAGGCAAAUUUGGCAAUCCCUGGUUUUCAUUCAAAACCUUAUCACACUCGUUUGGGUAUUCUGACAGGAAUGGAAACUUUGUGAAUGUCUGGAUGCAUGCUGACAUGAGAGCUGGGGACAUGUUUACAACAACCAUCUUAGGUCGUUGUGAGCCAUCGUGGUGCUGCAUUCCCAGCCAAUAUUAUUUUCUAUUUAUUUUAUUACUUAUUAAAUUUAUAUACCACCCUAUACCUGCAGGUCUCAGGGCGGUUCAUGGGAUAAAAUGCAAAAAGCAAUGUUUUGUCUUCUCUGUGUCGUGUUAUUCAGACAGCACUCUGCACGCUGGAUAGAUUUUUCUGGUGUCUGAAUUUCAAACGGCAUUAUACAGAAGUAUCUGCCCAAAUUUUUCUCCCUUGCCACCCCUAUCAAUCCAAUAAACACACAAGACGUAACCAGCUGCACUUUUGAACAAACAAGGUACAGUAUUCAUUGUAUCAAAUUGUAGAUUUCAACAGAAUCCUUUCACAGAGUCUAAAACAAGUCUAAAACAAGGAUUUCCAGAAUAUUAGCCUUGUUUCGCCAUCCUAGGCUUCCUCAGUAGUACUUAGUACUACUCUAAGUAAUGCAAAUAAACACAAUAUCGUAAUCUCACACAUAGGGACGCAGGUGGCGCUGUGGGUUAAACCACAGAGCCUAGCCUUGCCGGUCAGAAGGUCGGCGGUUCAAAUCCCCACAAUGGGGUGAGCUCCUGUUGCUCAGUCCCUGCUCCUGCCAACCUAACAGUUCGAAAGCAUGUCAAAGUGCAAGUAGAUAAAUAGGCACCACUCUGGUGGGAAGGUAAACGGCAUUUCCGUGCGCUGCUCUGGUUCGCCAGAAGCGGCUUAGUCAUGCUGGCCACAUGACCCGGAAGCUGUAUGCCGGCCCCCUUGGCCAAUAAAGCAAGAUGAGCGCCGCAACCCCAGAGACGGUCACGAUUGGACCUAAUGGUCAGGGGUCCCUUUACCUUUACCAAAUCUCACACAUUUUUCCAGUGAAAAUAAUAUACAAAAACCAUAAACAACUGUACAUACCAUAUGUAAUGUUACAGGAUAGUGGAUCUUAUAGCAUAGUAGUGGUUGCAGUAAGCAACAUCUGCUACAAAGCAGGAUUACUAUCUUGUAAAAUUACAUAUGGUAUGUACAGUUGUUUAUGGUUUAUCAUUUUCACUGGGAAAAUGUGUGAGAUUACGAUAUUGUAUUUAUUUGCAUUACUUAGAGCCUAUACUACUGAGGAAGCCUAGGAUGGCAAAACAAGGCUAAUAUUCUGGAAAUCCUUGUCUUAGACUCUGUGAAAGGAUUCUGUGGAACUGUAACAACUCUUCAUGUGAAUUAUUGGACUCUAUGAACAGACAGGUGGAAUAGACACUUAUACAUGUAUGGACCUAAUGCAUGAACUGACUAUAGAACGAACUGAUCCACUGGGUCUUCUACCUUUUUCAUUGAACUUUAUGAGACUUCUGUUGAAAUCUAUAAUUUGAUACAAUGAAUAGUGUACCUUGUUUGUUCAAAAGUGCAGCCAGUUAUGUCUUGUGUGUUUAUUGAGUAUGUUUCACGUAACCAGAGGUUUGUUGUUGUUUUACCCCUAUCAACUCUGCUAACCAAUCUUCCUGUGGCAUCAAUGCUCAGACUUGGAAUCUUGGUAGUGCCCAAGUAUUGCUGGUAAACCUUGAGGUGUGCAGAGCUGUGUCACAUGAUUACACACAGGUAAUCAUAUGACACCUGCUGUAUCAUACCCUGGUAUGGUUAUGUGUCCAGUAGCAAGUACAGCAUCUUCAUGCAGGUAAGUUCCCUUCAUAGCUUUGCACUUUGUCACUUGCAGGACAUUUGUAGAAGACAGUUGACUAGGUUCAUAAUCACCAAACAUCAUCGGACAAGGUUGGGUUUGGGGUAUACUUAUGGCCCCCAGUUUGAGUGUCAAUUACCAGUAUUCAGUUGGGGAGGGCAGAACAAAAUGUGGGGUUUGUGGUGCAAAACUAGCACAAAACUUUGGCAUCGGUUUGAAGGGGAUCCAAAAUUUCAGGGUCACACGUUAAUGAAGCUCAGCAACCUGAUCUCACAGUUGCGAACUUGUAGGGAACCUGCAAGCAAGACCCAAGCACACAAAAGUCCUCUCCCUUCCUGUAGUUCCCCAUAACUGGUAUUCAGAACUGUGGAGUCAACUCUAGCCAUUAUGGCUAGUGGCUAUCCAUAGCCUUAUCCUCCCUUCAUGAAAUUGCUCAGUCCAUCUACGUUGUCGGCCAUCGCUUUUAAAGCUGCGCUCAACUGUGAUGAUAGCAAAAUGUCUGACCAGCAGAGUACCUUUCUUCUUCUUCUUAAGAAAACUGCAUGGGAGGAGAUGUGAGUUAUUACAGUUUAAAAAGAAGCAUAUGGGCAAUUACAUGGAAAUUAUGAAAGAGAAUCUGAAAAUUAUUUACAGGGAAGCCCUAACAAGAAUAACCAAGAAUAACCUCUGUAUAACAAUCCCUAACGGGGUGGAGUUAACAGUCCCUAAUGGGGCGGAGUGUGUGUGUGUGUAUAUAUAUAUAUUCACCCUUGAUCACCAAGCAGAAGUUAUCUGCAGCCUCUGAAAUUUUCCCUGCCAUAACCAGAAAAGGUAAGUAGAGAGAGUGGGGGGAAAGAGAGAGAGAAAGAGAGAGAGAGAGAGAGAGAGAGAGAGAGAGAGAGAACAGACACAGCUCCAGAUUGUGAAGUUGCCCUAGUGAGCAGGAGAGGCUGCCACAUCGUGGCUUCUUCUAUCAAGAAGCCAAUUGUUGCUGGUGUUACUUACUCAUACAGUGGUACCUUGGGUUACAGACGCUUCAGGUUACAGACUCCGCUAGCCCAGAAAUAGUAUCUCGGGUUAAGAACUUUGCUUCAGGAUGAGAACAGAAAUUGUGCAGUGGCAGCGCAGCAGCAGCAGGAGGCCCCAUUAGCCAUAGCUGUCAACCUUCCCUUUUUUGCAGGAAAUUCCCUUAUUCCAGCUCCAUUUCCCACUGCUUCCCACUGCUACCCCAGAUUGUUAGAUAUCCCGUCGACUUUCCCCGGAUAGGUGAAGUUGCUGAUCCCUUAUUUUCAAAUCUGAAAGUUGACAGCUAUGCCAUUAGCUAAAGUGGUGCUUCAGGUUAAGAACAGUUUCAGGUUAAGAGCGGACCUCCAGAAUGAAUUAACUUCUUAACCCGAGGUACCACUGUACAAGUAACACCUGCUAUUUGGGAAUGACUUUGCUGCCUUUGUUUUGUUUGUUCAUCACUGCUCCUGUAAAAGGAAUGUCAGAUCGAGAGGUUUAAAUUUCUUUUUCAGGGCCACACAUGGCAAAUACGACUCUGUCUGCAGUGGUGGCAUUGCUACUGACAUGUGGUGAGUAUGGGGGGGGGGAAUCCAUGUACUUAAAUUUUAGUCUCUCCCUUACGUCACUCCACUCAGAUCAAUGGCAAGCACACAGAUAGAGAAACUUAAGAAGCUGUCCUUACGCUGUUGAGUCAGACUUGCAAAGCACCCCCCCACCGGGUUUCAGAUAAUGGUAUGCCCCAAACCUACCUGGAGGUUGAAGCUGGGACGUUCUACAGGCAAAGCAGGUGUUCUGCCCCUGAGCUAGGGAUGCACUUGAAGCUGUCCAUGUUCCAUCUAAUACCCUGUUGUCCACGCCAAUGUUCUUCCACCUUGUGUCCUCAGGUGUUGCUGGACUACAACUCCCAUCAUUCCCAGACAGCUUAAGCCAAUGAUCAGGGAUGAUGGGCGUUGUAGUGUUGGUGGCAAGGAUAAUAAAGGUAUAAAAAAUUGGGUGCCAAGAUCCAGGUUUGAUGAGGGAACCCCAGCAGAGAUUUAAAAUCACAAAAUAUGCAGCAAAUAAAGCAUGGAAAUAUAGGCUGUUGGACCUUUAAAAGAUGCCCUUGUGAGUUCCAAAAUGUCCUUCUUCCCACAGCAGAGGAAUAGAUUGCACACUUGGUAAGUUAAAAAUGGUUUUACUUACAAACUCUUCAAAGCUUAGGUUCAUGUGUUUUUCCAUGUAUCAGUCAGAAAGGUAGCACAGGCAGUAAGACUUGGCUUAUUUGCAAAGUGGUGAAAGUUCCUAAAUUGUUUGGUAUAGAAACUCAGGAAUGGCUGAUGAGAGCCAUGCGGUUUGAGCUGGAGCAACCAGCUUAGAACCUCUUAACAUGUUGAGCUUCUCAGGUAGUCUGAGGUCCAACUAUGAAAGACAACACUUUAUGUUGGGAUAUAGAUAGAUAGAUAGAUAGAUGACAGACAGACAGACAGACAGACAGACAGAAAGACAGAUAUACAUAGGUCCUCCCAACUGAUUCCUUUAUAUUUUUAAAAGUUCUUCUCCUUCAGCCUCCUUUACCAAACCAGAGACUUCCAUGUUUGCUUUGCAAAUACCCUAGUGAUUUGAGGUUUCCCCCCUCUAACUGUUUUCAAGGUGCAAUUGGAGUAGAUGGCAGUCUCAUCCAACUUGCUGAGAUGAUCAAACAAAUGACUGGAAAAAAUGCCAUACCAGAUUACAUGGCCUAUGGGUGUUAUUGUGAAUGGGGAGGCAGCGGCAUGCCAAAGGAUCAAACUGACUGGUAAGCUAAUAAAUAGUCCACAUGAACCUUCAGGAAACAUCAGGAUAUGCUUCCUACAAGCCAGACCGUCGGUCCAUUGACCCAACCUCUGUGGCUCUCCAGGGUUUCAGGCAGAAGUCUAGGCCAGACCUAAUUGGAGAUGUCAGGAUUUGAACCUGGGACCUUUUACAUACAGAGCAUGUGCUAUUCCACCAAGCUGUGGCCCAGAGUGGCUUAACCACCAACCCCACUUCCAAGGGAACUUUGGGAAUUGUCAUUUUUUUAAAAAAGGGAUAGCGACUGCCUAACAACUCUCAGCCUCCUUAGCAAACUAUACCUCCCAGGAUGCUUGGGGGGGGAGGGGGAGUCAUGACUCUUUAAAGUGGUAUGAUACUACACGGGUGGUGCUGUGGGUUAAACCACAGAGCCUAGGACUUGCUGAUCAGAAGAUUGGCGGUUCGAAUCCCCAUGACAGGGUGAGCUCCCGUUGCUCAGUCCCUGCUCCUGCCAACCUAGCAGUUCAAAAGCACCUCACAGUGCAAGUAGAUGAAUAGGUACUGCUCUGGCGGGAAGGUAAACGGUGUUUCCGUGCGCUGCUCUGGUUCACCAGAAGCGGCUUAGUCAUGCUGGCCACAUGACCCGGAAGCUGUACGCCGGCUCCCUCAGCCAAUAAAGCGCCGCAACCCCAGACUCGGCCACGACUGGACCUAAUGGUCAGGGGUUCCUUUACCUUUACCUUUUACAGAUGGAGCCACAUGGGAGCAUCCCUGCUGCCCUGCCUACCUGCAACUCACUUUUCCUUUCAGGGGUGUGGCCCUCCAAGCCCCUCUUUCUGGCCCUGAGGACUCUCCCCAGGCCCAGGCCCUCCUUGAGUUAUUUUGCCUGGCUGGAACAUGUCCUUGAACUGAUAAAUGUCUCCUGCUUUGCUUGGAUGGAGGCUGGAGGGAUGUGAAUGGGAGUGUGGGAACCGUUAUCUUUUGCACAGCUGAAAGGAAGCCUUUCUGUACAAGGAGAAGAGUCGCAUCCUUUGCCCCAGCUGCUUUUCCUUCUGGCCCCACCCACCACUGGCAUGUGGCCCUUGGAAAGUUUCCCAUGGCUCUCAGGAAAUGAAAAGGGUUACCUGCCCUUGUUUUACACUGUUUCACUUUGCUCUUAUUCCCCCCGCCCUCAGGUGCUGUCGUAACCAUGACUGUUGCUACAAGAGAGUGGAUGAGCAGGGAUGUGACUCCAAACUUGCCACCUAUUCUUACACCUACAAGUCAGGGGACAUCAUCUGUGGUGAGCUGACCUUUUGCAGAGCGAAACCAAUGCCUUCGGGUGGACGUUUUGCCCCACCUGCUCCACCCCACUGUCCAUAUCUCUUGCUCAACGGGUCCCAAGAGCCCAACAACCGGCUGGCUACCGGGUGCUUGGGAACUGUAGUGCAAGGGGCAUUGCUUUGGGAAGCGCCAAGCACAGGACUGACAAGGUGCUUCUUUCUCACCUCCCCAAACAACCCUGCCCCCUCAUCAUCAGCUGACGAUGGUGGGUGUGAAACCCUCUUGCGUCGGCCGCAUGCACCUGUCUCCUCUUCUGCACAGCCAACUCAGAAUUCACCCUCCCCCUUAUGCCUAUCAGGUGGCUGUGGUUUGGGGUAAAUGGCCUUGAUAAUCAAACUGGACACACACACUCUCCACCCACUGUAUGGUGGGCCCUGAGAUUGAGAUGAUGAUGAUGAUGAUGAUGAUGAUGAUAAAAUUAUUUAGAACCCGCCCUCCCCAGCCGAAGCCGGGCUCAGAGCGGCUAACAACAGUAAAAUAAUACAGCAUUCUAAAAUCAAUUCAUUAUAAAAUCAUUUCAAAUCAAAUUGAUGGCAACCAUUGGGCUAGAGUUCUGUGAAGAAAUUACCAAAGGAGGGGGGUCAGGCUGUGCCCUGACCAAAGGCUUGGUGGAACAGCUCUGUCUUGCAGGCCCUGCAGAAAGAUGUCAAGUCCCACAGGGCCCUAGUCUCUUGUGACAGAGCAUUCCACCAUAUCAGUGGACAAGUCUUGCCGAAGCAGAGCCAGCAUGGCUUCUGAAAGUCCUGCCUCACUAACCUCUUGAUGUUCUUUGAGAGGGUCUACAAGGACAUAGGCAGAGGUGACCCAGCUUCCCCAGAGCAACGCUAUGCCGGGGCACGGUAGGAAUUAAGAGAGCGCCUAGGCUCAGCUGUCUGGUGAUGCUGCCACACUCACCACCAGAUAAGUCCACUAGAGGACCACCAAUUGAUAAUGGAGGCCCACCAGGUCCAUUGAGGACCAACUCCAUAUCAGCAGUGGCAUCGCAAGGGGGGGCGGUCCACCCUGGCUGCCAUGUCUGGGGGGGGGGUUUGACAAGACGGCACCCUGUGGGAUGCUCACCCCACCCAACCCCGGGCGCAGCGGUGGAAGCAGCCAUCGCCCCACCACAGCUGCAUGUGGAGGAUCUUCCGUUCGCGGCUUCAGCUGUGAGCAGAGGAUCCUGCCACUGCCCGUAUGGUGCUCAAGCAGUGCCAGUGGCAAACCGCUAUGUACAACACAUGCGCAGUGUCGCAUGCAUGUGCUGUACAUAGCAACACCGGACAUGCGCUGUACAUAGCGGUUUGCCGGCGGCGGUGCUCAAGCACCAUACGGACGGCAGUGGGAUCCCUCCUCCGCCACAGCAGCUGCGAGCAGAGGAUCCUGACACCGUCCAUACGGCACUUGAGUGGCGCCAGCAGCAAACUGCUACGUACAAUGCAUGUGCGGUGUUGCACGCAUGCACUGUACGUAGCACCGCGCACAUGCGCCCUACGUAGCGACGCCACACAUGCAUCGUACGUAGCGGUGCAACACAUGUGCAGCCGGCGGUUUGCCCCGCCCUGGGUGUCGGUUAGCCUUUGUUCGCCCCUGCAUAUCGGGGAAGAGGGGAGAAAGACAACUCACGUUUGUGGAAUGCUCUCUUCACUUCAUCCUUUUUAUUCGACCGUCAGUCAGAAAAAAGUACAUUUUGUCAAUACACAGUUAAAAAUAUCCAAGAAAAUUUUAAAAUUUUUUAGCCAACACUAAAAUGGGCUAAACAGAUAGCCCCAUAUCAAUACAGUCAAUUAUAGUCUUACGACGCUUAAAAGCUAAAAAGAGAAAUUUGGCCACCAAGGAAGGUAUAGCUCUAGUGGCGUUGUUCAGCAAGUGUAAAACCUGGUUUUCUCCGGGUAGGAAGCUGAAUUGACAUAAGAGUGGGUCUAUAAAAUUUUGUCUAAGCUCUGCAUAAGAAAGGCAAGUCAAGAGAAUGUGUUCGGUGGACUCAAUCACACCCAUGGCACAAUGACAGGUUCUCUGGGCGUAUGGUACUCCCCUGUACCUUCCCCACAAUAUCGCAGAGUCAAGGACAUUUAAUCUAGCCACUGUAAGAAGUCUGCGGUAUUCCACAUAGUGGAUUUCUGCAAGGUAGGGGGCUGGUAUGGUCCGAUAAAUCUGGUCCCCUAGGAACAUCCCUGGUUUUACCUGGGCUAUGUCCUCUUGUCUGGCAAUGUCACUCAGUCUCCGGGAGAUCACAGCUCUAGCUUGAUUGUACGUCAUAGACUCAAAGUAAAGGAGAGACAAUCCGCAGGAUUGAACCUCAUUAAUGACCUUCCUUUCCCACGAUGAUUGGAAAUCGUCCCUCAAUAUCAAGGGGGCAAUACCCACUGGUUUAAAACAAAGCUUGAGCCAUAGCCAGAGCUCUCCCCAGGAAGGUUCACCUGGUGCCUUCAUUAUACACCUUUAGGCGCCGGGUGAAAACAUUCCUCUUUAACGAGACCUUUGGCUGAUUGACAUACGAUGCCCUUUCAAAAUGUGUUGUGGAAGCAGGGGUUAUUGGGUUGUCUUUGUUUUGUAUUUUCUGUUUUUCAUAUUGUGGUUUUAUGCUGUGAACCGUUCUGAGACCUUCGGGCAUAGGGCAGGAUACAAAUUAUAAUAACAAGUACUACUACUUCUGGCUGGCUUAAGAGACUGUGAGUUACAGACUCCCUCUCUCUCUCCUGCCCCCAGCCAUCACCUUAAUUCCAGAAUUUCUUUCUUAGCCCAAAAUACUAUCUUGUUGUGUUUUCAGGAAACGAACCCUGGUAUUGGGCAAUGAUUCCGGGUACUUCAAUCCAGUGUGAGUGCCUGACCUGUGAAUGUGACCAAAAGUUUGUGCAGUGCCUGAAAAAGAACUUAAAGACGUACCAGAAGAUGUACACCUAUUUUCCCAACUUUUUGUGCUUUGGCCACCCUCCUCUGUGUCCUGUUGAGCCAAGAAUGAGGUGGAGUAGGGAGACAGUAGGGGGAGGGAGUUUGCAUGGGAUACAAAAUUCAGUUCCAGCAGACAGAAAUACAGCUGCAACAUCGAAAAGCUCCCUUCUUUCACCUUUGCAACGCUUUUCUCCAGCCAAAAAAACCAUAUACGAGUUCUGCUCGCCACUUUCCUGCAUGAAGCGAAAAUGUUUCUCUUCAACCAGGCCUUGGGCUGAUUAAUAUUCUACAGCCUUUUGAAUGUGUCUGUGGCAAGGGCGGGGUUGUUGUUUUCCCAUUUUGUUUUACUUAUUUAGCUGUUUUUAUCCUGUAUUUUAUUCUGUGAACUGCACUGAGAUCUUAUGAUGAAGGGUGGU
Messenger RNA from Podarcis lilfordi (Lilford's wall lizard), 11623 nucleotides. Lineage: Eukaryota; Metazoa; Chordata; Lepidosauria; Squamata; Lacertidae. The record is from the annotation of a GenBank genome assembly.